AUGUCAAUGUUUGUGGACAUUUGUGGUGAUCCUCACAAAGGGGAAACGUUUGAUGAUGGUGUUUACGACGGAAUCAGCAAAGUAACCAUCGGGGACCAUGAAACUUACGGUGUUGUGUACAUGAAAAUAGAGUACAUAAAAGAUGGAGAUGUAGUGGAGAAGCAACAUGGAAAUAUGAGAGGAGAAGAAAUUACAGAGCUCGGGUUCGAGACAUCACGCGGCAGAGCGUCUCAAAUUUUUGGUAUGCAUCCGACCAAGAUAUCAACAUCGACUCAUUCAGUAGCAUUUCAUUUGGGGGCUGAUGGAAAGAAGUUUGCUGGGCUACAUGGACGCGCCGGUGAUGUUAUUCACGCGUUAGGAGGUCACUUUGACAUGGUGUCUUCUGCUCAUACGCCAAUGCCAUCAGUACCUAAAGGUGGAAACUACGGAACUACUUGGGAUGAUGGGGCGUAUGAUGAAGGUGUGAAGAAACUAUGGGUUGGAGAAAGUGAUCGCCACCUGAGCUACAUCAAGUUCCAGUAUUGCAAUGGAGACAUCUUGGUACCCUCAGCCUCGCAAGUUGGUGGAUUUGAUUGCAUUAAGAAUUUGAUCUUUCACUCUCACGGCAAAGAGCCACCAGAAGCACCAAAAGAGUUUGCGCUGCUUCAGGACGAUGAAUACAUCACCUCUGUAGAAGGAACGUACCAUGAUUAUGAUAUUUUACCGAAUGUCAGAGGGUUGACCUCUUUAAAAUUCAAGACAUCCUACAACCGAGAAUCUCCGCUGUUUGGUAAAAUUGAGGGUAUAAAAUUCAAUAUCCAAGGGGAGGGAUCUCGCACGAAACUUGUUGGGCUCAGAGGAAUAUCAGAUCUCGAUCGUCUAACUGCUCUCGGAGGCUAUUUCACGGUGGCACCUCCUUGGACCUGUUCAGUGGUAAAAGGUGGAUUGUACAAUGAGAUUGGGACUAGGUGGGAUGAUGGAAUACACGCUACGGUCCGUAAGAUUACUGUAACUAGUGAGUGGCCAAAAAUCUAUUCUAUCGACUUGCAGUAUAUCGAUGGUGAUGAACAUAUCAUUCACCAUGGAGGUCACGGUGAGGUACCGGAUACGCAGGCACAUUCACGUGCAGUGUUGACAUAUACGAUUGAGCUCGAUGAUGAUGAUUAUGUCACAUCCAUGGAAGUAGGAAUGUCCAAUUAUUAUGGCUUUCUCUCCAUAGCCAUGCUGAAAAUUAAGACAAAUAGAGGAGGAGCUCAAGUGUUAGGAUACGAUCCUACUGGCUCAGUGAAAUAUGCCAAAAGACUCCUUUUCAAGAAAAGAGGGCAUAAGAUAGUUGGGUUUUUUGGAAGAACCUCCGACUUUCUCGAAGAUAUUGGAGUCUACUUCGAGCCAAUUAAUGAUGAAUAA
Messenger RNA from Capsella rubella, 1386 nucleotides. RefSeq names its product myrosinase-binding protein 2. The coding region runs from base 1 to 1386 and encodes 461 amino acids. The record is from RefSeq and is a predicted model, not a curated record. The transcript is spliced from 4 exons. Lineage: Eukaryota; Viridiplantae; Streptophyta; Magnoliopsida; Brassicales; Brassicaceae.